AUGGAACCACGCAAAGUACAAACCGUGGCGCUCGCGGGUGCAACCGGCAACGUUGGCAAGUGGACUCUGAAAGCCCUGGUCGCAGAUGGCUUCCGCGUGACCGUUCUGGCUCGCAGACAGGCGUCCUUCCCCGACGGAGUGGCUGUCAAGGUGGUCGACUUCGGCUCGUCCGACGCCUUGACGGAGGCGUUGAGAGGGCACGACGCCUUUGUCGACUGCACGCUCGUCCACGACGACACCCCGGCGCGGCUCAUGGACGCGGCCGCGGCCGCGGGGGUCUAUCGCUACAUCCCGUCGGACUUCAGCCUGGACCUCCACAACCGCAACGUCCACGGGCUGCCCGUCUUCUUCCGCAAGGACGCCAACGACAGGCACCUCUUCCGGACGUGCGAGGAGACGGGCAUGACCUGGAGCGUCGUCUGCAACGGGGCGUUCCUGGACUGGAACCUGCGCUCCGGCUUCAUGAACAUCGACGUCCACGGGCGGAGAGUCGACUACAUCGGCGACGGGGCCAACGUCCACGCCUGGACGACGCUCGAGGCGACCGGCAAAGCCGUCUCCGGGGCCCUGCGCCGCGCCGCCGAGACGGAGAACAGGCCGGUCUACGUGCACUCCGUCAACAAGAGCCAGAGGCAGAUGGCGGACCUCUGCAAGGAGGCCCUGGGAGGGGCCGACGACGACUGGGAGGAGUCGCGAUCGGACAUGGACGAGGUGCUCGCCGGGGCUCUGCGGGAAUUCCACGCCGGCAACUUUGGGUGGAACGUCUUGGGCGACAUGAUCCGGUACGCCAACUCGAGGCCGGACUUCUCGUGCCCCUGGGAGAAGAGCGACAACGCCUUGUUGGGGGUCGAGACGAUGACGGACGACGAGGUGAAGGGGCUGAUCAGGGCCAUUGCGGCCGAGAAGACGGUGUCAGCUUCGACAACAUUUUCAAGCAGAACAGUUGUGUGAAUGCGCCUUGUCGAGAGUCUCGCUCCCCCUCGUUUGCUUUCUGGAUCGACCCGUGUGGCAUAGAUUCUUUGAGCAGAAUCAAAUGGCAACACAUAUGCGCAUAUAUCACGGUUCAAGUCACGGAAAUAAUAGGCCUCCGAUAGGCUUUAGGCUUUUGUAAUGGCUUGAGCGGCCUGUCGGCCACAGAUCCUGUAUUCCCCCUCCCUCCUUAAUCAACCCUUCUUCCCCUCCCCCCCCGCUACACCCUGAAAACAUCCCCAGCGACCCGCGAUGGGCUUCGAGUGCAACAUUCCAACAUCACACAGCGCCACGCUAUGCCCCUCGACUGUCC
Messenger RNA from Colletotrichum destructivum, 1282 nucleotides. Its product is annotated as Putative NAD(P)-binding domain, NAD(P)-binding domain superfamily. The record is from RefSeq and is a predicted model, not a curated record. The coding region runs from base 1 to 951 and encodes 316 amino acids. The transcript has 2 exons. Lineage: Eukaryota; Fungi; Ascomycota; Sordariomycetes; Glomerellales; Glomerellaceae.